AUGUCAGGUCUACCCUCUGAUGAGGUCGCUGAAGACUACAAGGGCUCCUUGGAAGACCUUGUGACCAAUGACCGAUAUCAGAUCUCCAACCUGACCUUGAUUGCCAAAGAAAACAUUGAGCACGCCGAAGCAAUUUCGCGGGUCCUCCAGAACCACAUCAACCGAGCACCUCCGGCACGAAAGUUACCCGCACUAUAUGUGUUGGAUUCGAUCGCCAAAAACGUUGGUUCUCCAUAUACGGUGUAUUUCGGUCGCAACCUGCACCAGAUCUUCAUGCAUGCUUACUCCCAAGUCGAUGGCCCUGUCCGUCGAAAGCUCGAGGAAAUGUUGAAGACGUGGCGCGAACCAGUCCCGGGGUCGCUGUCACCAACCCCGGUGUUUCCCCAUACCAGCACGCAAUCAAUCGUGGACAGCCUAAACAAGUUCCGCUCUCCCAUGCCAGCCGCCACCCGUCAGCAAUCCACCCCAGUCCAAGCUCCUCCUGCGAGAAUCCUAUCUGACCCCCGGUAUCGACAUACUCCCACCCCUCCACAGUCGUUUCCACAGCUCGCUGCAGCUAUCACGACCCAUACCAGAAGUCCUCAGCCGCAAGCAGCAAUUCCACACCUACCAUACACCCAGACACCGCCACUAUCAUAUAGCCAGCCUUAUGGCCAGUCUUAUGCUCAUCAGGCCAAUUCUCUUUAUCCACAGCAGCAGCCACCUGCUCCGACACCACAAUAUCAUGCCCUUACUCCGCAACCUCGGCCUGUCUCAUCCGGAGGUGUCGACAUACAGAAGUUGCAUGUCGACAUUGAUGACCUUACCACAGACGCCAAAAUCGAAUGUGCCACUCACCCCAUGGAUGCAGGCGCUCGAAGAAAGCUGGCCAGUCUUCAAACGCUCAAGGAGAUUCUAGACAGCGGCAAUGCCUCGGAGAGAGACUUGAUUGAUAUUAGAACUACGAUCAUGCAGAAGAUGGCGGAAAAGAUCACAGCAAACCAGCACCUUCCGACGCAAACAGCGAGUUUACCUAUGCCUAUAUCCAACGCGUACGUCCCUCAACCGCCAACCCAGCAUCUGGCGGCUCCGGCUCCGGCCGCUGCUUCAUUGUUCAAUAGCACGAAUCUGGCGGAGCUGUUACGAGCAACCGUAGGCCAACAGCAAGCACCUCAACAACCGAACUACUACGCGCAGAUGCAGCAGCCACGCGUGGUUACUCCAGUACCAGUCACUUCUGCAGCCCCUGCAGCGACCGAAAAUCCGCUCUUGGCCCAACUUCGCGCUUCGGGUCUCUUGUCUGCUGCGCCAACUCCUCUUCAAGGCAUUACUUCCACCAUGCCUGGGGUUGCGGCUUUUCCAAGUGGCCUUGCAGGAGAAGUCACUUUAUCGUCGGCAAGUAUUCGAAUCCCCCGACCGCACUUGAUUUCGAGCUUCCUGAACUCCCGACCCAAUCAGUGCAGUACCUGCGGUAAGAGAUUCAUGUCAGAUGAGAAUGGCAGGGCUAAGAAAGCGCGACACCUUGACUGGCAUUUCAAAACCAAGGCCAGGAUGCUGGAGGCUGAGAAACGGGGCCAGAAUCGCAGUUGGUACGUGGAUGAGCGCGAGUGGAUUGCGAGUAAGGAGUAUGAAGAUGAUGCUGGCCCCGUUGAUGCGAUCGGGCAGCCGACCAAUGGUGCGUCAGUGGUUGCCAAAAAGAAGGCCCCGGAUUUUGUGCGGGUUCCAGCGGAUCCGGUCCUCCGAUCGCUGCCUUGCCCAAUCGACCAGGAACCAUUCAAGAGUGAGUGGAGUGAGGAAGUGCAGGAUUUUAUCUGGAAAGAUACCAUUCAAGUGGGAGGACGAUACUACCAUGCAAGUUGUUACGCCGAAGUGACCAAGGGGCGCGACAAAGGUGGCGUCUCGACGCCAGUGGGAGGCAUUGGACGGAUAGCGACUCCUGAUUCUGUGCUUGGGAAACGGAAAGCAGAGGAGGACACCAAUGGCAUCAAAUCCAAGAUCAAGCUCGAGGCCAUCCCGCCCAUAUGA
Molecule: messenger RNA, 2004 nt
Organism: Capronia coronata CBS 617.96
Lineage: Eukaryota; Fungi; Ascomycota; Eurotiomycetes; Chaetothyriales; Herpotrichiellaceae
Exons: 3
Coding region: 1-2004 (667 amino acids)
Biological process (GO): termination of RNA polymerase II transcription
Cellular component (GO): mRNA cleavage factor complex; cytoplasm
Molecular function (GO): phosphatidylinositol binding; mRNA binding; RNA polymerase II complex binding
Source: RefSeq, a predicted model, not a curated record